AAAAAAUAAUAAAGAAAAACUGGAAAAAAAAUAAAAAAAUCUAACUCUAGACCGAUUCUUUCUCUGCCGUUCGACUCCUCCGGUCGUCGCUGCUCCUCUCGGCGCUCGCCUGCUCCCCUCCUCCUGCCGCCGCUGCUCCUGCUUGGCGCUCUACCGCUCCCUCGUUCUAGUCCUCCUGUCGCUGCUUCUGCUCGCCCUCCCGCUCGACUUCGACCGUCGCUGCUGUCUCGGCUCCUCCCUUCGACGGCCACCCCUGCCGCUGCUGCGGCUCCUCCCCCCUUCGACUGCCCCUGUGUCCCGUCGAUUUUCACAUCUCCUCUCACAGCUGGGUGACAGAAUCGCCGGACUCCAUAGAAGGACUCCUUCGGCUUCGCUCGGUCGCCGAUGAUCAGCCGGCGCUGCUUCUGCACGGCGACUUCACGUCCUUGGCUCUUCAUCGGCCUGGGGAACCCCGGCGACAAGUACCGAGGCACCAGGCACAAUGUAGGGUUCGAGAUGAUUGACGCAUUUGCUGAAUCGCAAGGGAUUUUAAUGGACACCGUCCACUGCAAAGCUCUAUUCGGCCAAGGUUUCGUUGACGAUGCGCCCGUUAUACUCGCUAAGCCUCAAACAUACAUGAAUUUGAGCGGCGAAUCUACAGGACCUCUGGCUGCUUAUUAUAAGUUGCCUCUUAAUCGGGUGCUUGUGUUUCACGAUGACAUGGACUUGCCAUGUGGAGUUCUACGUCUUCAGCCGAAAGGAGGCCAUGGAAGUCAUAAUGGGUUGAAGAGCGUGAUCUAUCAUUUUCGAGGCAACCGGGAAUUUGCCCGGCUAAGAAUUGGUAUUGGUAGGCCUCCCGGUCAGAUGGAUCCGAAGGCAUUCUUGCUUCAAAAGUUCAAUGCGACAGCCAGAGGGCGGAUUGAUGUUGCAUUACAAGAGGGUGUUGGCGCAUUGAAGCAUGUGUUGUCUAAAGGCUUGACAGAAAGUGCAAGAUGCUUCAACAGGGAACAAAAGUACAAACAUCUAAGAUUGCAAACCCUGCCGGCUUAACAUCAGAUGAUGGUUAGAGUCUUGCUAAAAAUGGCUCGUGGACAGAAGCACAUAUAAGGACCUCGGAGCUUUUAUCUAAAGGGGUAACCUGGACAUGGAUCUGCUGGAAGUGACAUUUCCCGACUUAGGAAGCCAAUGAGCAAAAUGUUCGUAUUCUUUUGAUCUGGAGCCAACUGUUUCUUGGGUUAGGAGAAUCUAUGUAUUGCCUUGUCGAGUAAGUAGUUAGCAUUCUGCUGUAUUAUUAGGGCUACAAAGAAGGGGCAGGAGCUAUGUCUUGAACUUGAUAAGGACAUGUUCUUACAUAGUACGUACGUGGUUUGCAUGCGAAGUACAUGAUUUUGUAUUCGCUCCCGAUAAACUUCUAAGAUAUGUGUGUAGAUAUUCUACUAGUUGAUGUUAACAGAAACAUUUUUCGUGUACUGCUUUUGCAGCUAUCGCUUAAAUUUGUAUAAAAAA
This is a messenger RNA of Punica granatum (pomegranate), 1485 nucleotides long. Lineage: Eukaryota; Viridiplantae; Streptophyta; Magnoliopsida; Myrtales; Lythraceae. The record is from RefSeq and is a predicted model, not a curated record.